AUGGCUCAAUCAGGACUAGCUGAAACUGUUUAUGACCCAAUCACGACCGACGACUGGGUGAAAACUCAUCCAGCGAUGGAGCAGCGAAAGACUCCAUGGGGGAGGAUCUUUGGCUCCUUCCGUGGCAGUUUCUUGCCCAUGGCGCGAAGUGCUGUGAGGGCUGAGGAGGUCCCACCUGCGGAGGCACCGAGGCCGGAAGAGAAGAAGCCUGAAGAGGAGCCCGCAGCGCAGUUUGAGUUUAUCCAAAAGGAAUGGCAGAACAUCUCGUUGCAGGACAACUGGGAUGGCUUUCGCAUUGAGGCGCAGAACAAGGUCACAGAGACCCUUCAGGCCACCCAUUCCAUUUUUCUAGGCACCCGACUACGCGAAUGUGGUUACCUCUACCACUUUGGCUCAGUCUUUCAAAGUCCGGAUCAGCGGACAGUCCUGUUGGCCCGAGCUGGUCUAGACGGAGGAGUGAACGGCCGAAUCAUUCAGAAGUUCGGAAGCUGCUGGGAAGUGAAAGCCUCAUCCAACUCAGAUUUGAAGGACGUCGGCCGGAACAUGCAUGAAAGUUCCGUGGAAUACAGCGGCCCCGAACGGGCGCUCUGUGGCAAAUUGGCCUGGCAGGGCGCUUGGGUCGGUGGAGGAUCCUUCGUUCAGAAGAUCCUGCCACAGCUGCAGAUGGGAGGCGACCUUACUUUAGUGGGUGUUAACGGUGUGACCUCCAUCGGUCAGGUUGGGCUCCGCUACGCGGAGGGGAAGAACAUCCUGACCGCCACUUUGAGUCGGACGCCUCCCUCCGGAAUGCCAGGAUCACCAGGACAAGUGCACGAGUUGAAAAUGUAUUUCGUGCGAAAGAUCACUGAGCGAUUAAACCUGGGGACGGAGUUCAAAUUUUCCUAUCCUGACAAGGACUCAGGCCUGAGUUUGGGCUAUGAGUACAUCUUCAGGAAUGCACGCAUUCAGGGCCUGCUGGAUACGGACGGCAAGGUCAGUUGCUGCGUCCACGACGCCAUGGGCUUCGGCUUCAGCGGUGUCAUCGACUAUGCGCGUGGCGACUACAAGUUUGGCAUGGUGAUGCAAGUGGCGCCACAACCGGAGCCUGGACAACAACCGCCGCUCUAGCACGGCAGAUUUUGUGGUGCGCAACAUGCCGCGUUGCGGCAAGUGCGUUACCGGACGUGUUGUUGGGCGACCGGUUGGAGGAUCUGCUGGAAGUUUAUAUUGGACAAAUGUUGUUGUUAUGCGCCGCAUCUUUGGGGAUCUGUGUUUGUUUUUUUUGGGG
Messenger RNA from Cladocopium goreaui, 1267 nucleotides. NCBI's taxonomy places the organism in Eukaryota, Dinophyceae, Suessiales, Symbiodiniaceae. The record is from the annotation of a GenBank genome assembly.